This is a messenger RNA of Oncorhynchus tshawytscha (Chinook salmon), 745 nucleotides long. RefSeq names its product fatty acid-binding protein, liver. Gene Ontology annotation, biological process: fatty acid transport. The transcript has 4 exons. Gene Ontology annotation, cellular component: cytosol; nucleus. The record is from RefSeq and is a predicted model, not a curated record. Bases 145 to 525 code for a protein of 126 amino acids. Gene Ontology annotation, molecular function: fatty acid binding. Lineage: Eukaryota; Metazoa; Chordata; Actinopteri; Salmoniformes; Salmonidae.
UGGCAACGACCAGUGUGUGUAGGGGAGAAGAGGGAGGAGAGAGUGCUUUCUUAAUAAAGACACUUGUCACAACCAUUGGACUUACCAUCCAUUUGCCUUUAGUUUGAACAACUGCCUGCUGCUAAUCCCAAUACUGAGCUGGACAUGGCAUUCAAUGGAAAAUGGAAAAUCCACAGUCAGGAGAACCAUGAAGAGUUUCUUAAAGCAAUGGCUGUCCCUGAGAUGUUGAUCAAAAUGAUCAAGGGUGUCAAGCCAACGACAAUAAUUGAGCAGAAGGGUGACGACUUCACCAUCAGAGUUGAGACUCCCCUCCGUACUGUCACCAACUCAUUCACUAUAGGGAAGGAGGCAGAACUGACUGCCAUGGAUGGGAGAAAGUUUAAGUGUACUGCCAGACUGGAGGAUGGGAAGCUCAUCUGCGAUACAGAGAAGUUCUCCCACAUCCGAGAAAUCCAAGGGGAGAACAUGGUUGAGACUAUCACUGCGGCCUCAACAACCCUCACCAGGAUAAGCAAGAGAGUCUGAUCUCUAAAGCCACAGACAAGGAUUACAUUUUCAAUUAAUUAAUUUAAAUGACCUUUUUUCUCAGGUAAUAUAAUAGCUAUAAAAUAUUACAUUAAAAUGACAAAUGACUCGACAUUGCAUCUGUUCAUUUUAUGUCUAAUUUGGACACAUGCAUUUUAAAAGCCCCAAAGCAAAUGUACUUCCCUAACAAAACCAAUACAAAAUGGAUGGCUUUUCCUGA